AUGACCAAUUCAAAUAGGAGUAACCAAACAAUGACCAACCAAAACAAGGUCAAUGAUGGUGAAUUAUACUCUAGGGUCAUGGGAUUCAUUGCCGGUAUGUGCUCAGGUGUAGCUAAGAAUACUGUUGGCCAUCCAUUCGAUACGAUAAAAGUUAGAUUACAAACCUCACAAGGUACAGGAAGAUUUAAAGGCCCCAUGGAUUGUGUCUACAAGACAAUGCAACAACAAGGUGUCCGUGGAUUCUAUUUAGGGUUCACUCCCCCUUUAGUUGGUUGGAUCAUUAUGGAUUCAGUUUUGCUUGGAAGCUUGCAUAAUUAUAGAAUGUUCUUAAGCAAAUAUUUUUAUCCAACUUAUGAAAAACUACCGUUAUCAGGUUGUGUAAUUAGUGGUGUCAUGUCAGGUUGGACUGUUAGUUUUGUUGCUGCUCCUGUCGAAUUGGCUAAAGCCAAAUUACAAGUUCAAUAUGAUGCUACCACUACGAAAUAUAAGGGUCCAAUUGAUGUGAUAAGAAAAGUCUACGCUACUAAUGGGAUCAAAGGUCUGUAUAAAGGUUUAGUGAGUACACUUAUUUUUAGAACUCAUUUCAUUUAUUGGUGGGGGUCUUAUGAAUUGUUCACUCAAUGGUUUAAAAAAAAUACCAAGUUAAGUGACCCUGCAAUAAAUUUUUGGGCUGGAGGUUUAAGUGCAUCACUGGGAUUUUGGACAACAGCUUAUCCUAGUGAUGUGAUAAAGCAAGUAGUCCUAUGCAAUGAUAAAUAUGAUGGAAGUUUCAAGUCUUGGAAACAAGCAGCAAAAGAUAUAUAUAUUCAAAGAGGUUAUAAAGGGUUUUUCAAAGGGUUCAUGCCAAGUUUCUUAAGAUCAUUCCCAACAAAUGCAGCGGCUCUAGCGGCUUUUGAAUUUGUUUUACGUACCAGUGGUGCUAAGAAAGUUUAA
Molecule: messenger RNA, 933 nt
Organism: Vanderwaltozyma polyspora DSM 70294
Lineage: Eukaryota; Fungi; Ascomycota; Saccharomycetes; Saccharomycetales; Saccharomycetaceae
Exons: 1
Coding region: 1-933 (310 amino acids)
Biological process (GO): transport
Molecular function (GO): transmembrane transporter activity
Source: RefSeq, a predicted model, not a curated record